Molecule: messenger RNA, 2478 nt
Organism: Schizosaccharomyces cryophilus OY26
Lineage: Eukaryota; Fungi; Ascomycota; Schizosaccharomycetes; Schizosaccharomycetales; Schizosaccharomycetaceae
Exons: 1
Coding region: 397-1104 (235 amino acids)
Source: RefSeq, a predicted model, not a curated record
AGUCAGAUUCACGUUACCCUACAGGCUUGAUUUCAGUAACCAAAUAUUUCAAGUGCGCGUUCUUUAGUUUAAUUUACAAAAUACUACUUAUUUAUUUUCUGUUUUAUUUGGCAACUAAGAAUUAGCGCUUUGGUAAUUGCAAAGGACCAAGAUUUCUCCAAAUUUUCAAAAAGAACGUGUUUUUUACACAUGACUCUUUUGAGCUUUACAGAAUUCUUUCGUGAUUGAUUCAAACUAUUUUUUAAUAAAAAAAGAUAAAAAACAAGGAUAGAGAUCUGAGUAUUGUCUGAGUUGAACCGUACAGCUAGAGAUUCUUCUGUCGAUCGUUGUUCAACGAACGUUUAGUCGCCUAUUAAUUUGCUCUUAUAAAGGAAAUCGCUUUAUUUCAUAUAAGCUAUGCCAGAUUCUCCAAAAAGUGAUCAGCCAUGUGUAUCUUGGAAAUUGUCACCAAUGAAAAGUAAAUCGUUGUCUAAUGAGCAAAUCUCACAGCUAUUUACCAAAUCUUCAGGAGAGCCAAGUCCAGCUAUAAACGAUCCUGUUGUCAACUUGUGGGAUCGGCUGCAGCAAAAUCAAGUCGUAUACCGGUCUGUGUCUAUGCCUUCAAGUACAACCAAUAAGUCUAUUGAUAGAGAUAACUCAAGGAAUACUUUAAAGCGUUCAAGGACUUUGGAGUUGAACUCGAACGAAAUUCCGGAGCCAAAGAAUAAGCUUUCUCGUGUAUCUAAUUUGUUAAGCUUACUACGAUCUACAAUAGAUCGAAGAGAAGAACAGAGAAAGAAAAACAUAAGACAAAAAAGUAUUCAGGCUGAUGUUAAUGACCAAGUUUCUAAUGAGGAAGAGACUUCGGAUACCGACCGAGAGUCAAGCAGUUCGCAAGAUUCAGUUUCAGAGAACAUUCAUACUCAACAGACCUUAGACGAGGAGGAGCCAGAUGAGUCCGCGACUACUUGUACGUUAAAUGAUGAUGAUGAUGAUGAUGAUGGAGACGAUUUUUUUGUUGAUGAUGACGAUUUACAAAGGCUACAGGACAUAGAAAAUAACUGGGUAACUUCACAACAUGCACCAAGUACCCAAGACGAACGAGAAAACAAAAUAAUAUCAUAGACCCUAGUUAAUUAUCAAUCAGUCUACUGCAUAUAGCAAGCGACAUAGCGAUGAACUGAGACAAAAUUGUUAUUAAAUGGGAAUUUUAUAAUUUGUUUAGAAUAACUAAUCUAAAAUACUGUGAUGGACUUCUCUACUAUGCAUUCCUAUGUGGAUGUUGAAUUAUGUUGGUGAUUUUUUGUUAUGUUGAAUAUCGCCAACAAUGCUAGUUAUCAUCUAUAUGCCUAGACCUUAUCCUUCCUAAGUUUUUCCAGGUUUUAAAAUAUCGCUUUUCUAGCCGUUGUCGUUCUGCCUCCAUAACAAUCAUUCUAUAUAAGUGACUUGUAAUAUGCCAGGAUUUAGACGCCUGUUGGUAAGAUUUUUCAAGCUUUUUUCCAAUCUCCCGGACAUUCUCUAUGAGUGAUUCUGCAAAUCCUAUGUCUUCAUUCGUAUAUGGUUUUAAAAACUCAUCCUCUAAGGAUGCAUGAUAGACCAUAUGAUUCAUUGCUUGGAUAAGUCGGUGUCUAUGCUCUUUGGUUUCGAUUCGUUUUUUCAACAUCAUACUUAUGCGCUCACUUUGCUUCCAAUAUUUUGGCCGCAAAAAAGUAUCUCCUCCGGUAGUCAUUACAAAAUGGUAAAGAAUGUUCCCAUCACGGAUAUAAUCUUGGAUAGAAACUGGCUUUUUUGGUUUUGGUAAAUUUGAAGCUAAACGCUGUUCUCGUUUCAUGGGAACUUCUUGUCUUUUUUGAUAUAAGUAGGAUUUAUAUUUUUUCAUUAUUUCCUGUCUUAUUUGUUUCGCAGGCAUUUGACCUCGAUUGGCCUGUUCAAGUCGUUCACGAUACUAUUUCGAUGUCAGCAAUUUCGGGCUUCUUUUUUCAUACCUUUUUAGCAUUUUGUAAAAGUGAUUCGGCUUUAUAUGCAUUUGUUAUUUUCUGAUAAUGGCGGGUCCUUGUUCGCACUAUUUCUAAUAGAACAGACCGGUAUUCGGGCUCUACGAAUUGGUUACAGCAUUUUAACAAUCCUCUGUAAACAUCCAAGCAUUCCGAUUUAUAAGUAAUUGGUAGUUUUUUCCUCCAUGCCGCACUCAUAAUGAAAAGGGUCAAAAUAUUGCACACGAGAAUGAUUGUUUUAGUUCCUUCACUUUUUAUCAAUCUUAACUUAUUUCCCUUUAAUUAACUAUACUAACAUCGAAAGGAUUCUUCGUUUUACGUUCAUGUCUUUCAGUAGGAUUUACUAGGUAUUUUUAGUAUGCUAGACUGUGCUCCAAUGUUAGGAAUGUCAGAAUUCCUGCCCUUUAAAACUGUAAAUAGGAAAGUUGAUUUACUUAGAUCUUGACCAACGAUUAAGACAGUGAAUACUAUUAUAUUUAUAAAUAAAAAAAGAUUACGAAAUGAG